UAAUACCAUGAAUUAUAUUGCAAUACACAGUGAACAAUUCAUUUUAUUGUAUAAUUAUUCAAAAUCAUGUCAUUUCUUUUGAAGGACUUUAUGGCGAGUGAAUAUAUUAUAAAGAUUGAAAUAAUAAAACAUUUAACUUCACGGCUGGAUAGAAAUAUGGAAAAGCCCGUAAUGGGUUACAGUUUUGUUAAAAUGUAUUGAAUUUUCAAAUGCAAUAUCUGAUAAAGCCGGUUACCGUCGGAUAUUUUAACAUUGUCUUUUGUUAAAAGAUCAUAUUUUCAUAAAUUUGAGUCAGGUUUUUGAAGGAUUUAGAAAGAAAAGUUUGGAGCUAAGGGUUUGCUUGUGUUGUAGUAGUUAAACAGACUGGUGUUAGAGAAGCAUCACCAGCACAACAUGGCGACCCGGCACAUUGCCGUGGAAACCUGGCUGGAGGCGCUAGGUUUGAUGGAAUAUGUAACAUGUUUCACACAGUAUAACGGAGUAGAGAAUCUGUUGUAUAUGUCCGAGGCGGAGAUCAAGGAGCUCGGAGUGAAGAACGCCGCUCAUCGUGCCAAGAUAGUCUCCAGUCUCCGAAUACUGAGGGAGAAAUACGAGAGAUCCACUUUACCUGGUAAGAAGAACAGUCCACUACAACAUGUACAAAGGAGCCAAAGUGUCACAGCACAGUUAUCCCCGAGCUGGUCUCCACCAUCCUUACUGACCAGUCCAGACUACCAGCAGGUGAACGUGUCCCCGGAGAAACUACAGCAUGAUCUCAUUGUUGAGCUGCAGGGAGAUCCCGCAGACCUGAAGAGCAAGGCUUGGUAUCACGGUAGCAUCUCGCGGCAACGUGCCGAGAGACUUGUUUUCAAAAACGGAGAUUUCUUGGUACGUGAUUGUAUCUCGCAGCCGGGAGAUUUCGUAUUGACUUGUUGUUGGAAGGGCGGACCAUUACACUUUGUGAUAAAUUCCUCAGUUAUUGAUCAAGGACCUUACAAACUACCAAAGGUUACUUAUCAUUUUGAGGCAACUCAUUUUAACAGUGUACAAGAUUUAAUUCAGUUCUAUAUGGAUGAGUGUAAACAGAUUACAGAAAUUACUGGGGCUGUAAUAACUACACCAAUAGGGCGUAGUAUGCCCCUUACUUACUACGACAGUAAAUAUGGAGCACUAGCAGCAUUAUCAAAUGCCCAGGCAAAUCAUUACAGUGCCGUACACCAUCCAAACCAGCCUCCGGCAAUGCCAGCUGGACAAAAUCAUGUUUACCAGAGGAGCCCACUUGUCACUCCAGGGACAAGCCCAAGAUCCAGUCCUCAAGGUACCCCUGGUGUCAGUCCCCAUGGAACACCAGGCACCAGCCCACAUGGGAGCCCCAAGUCUGACAGGAGACAAAGAUUUGGGGAGCGGUCUGGUAGUCAACCGUUACUGUCUGUAAAUGAUAUACCAGUCUAUGUACCACCUGCCAUGGAUAGGUCAGACAGCUUACCUGUCAUUACAGGUGUUUAUAAACAAGUCACCCCUACACAAGAACCAGCAGAGGCCCUCCUACCUGGAGAUAAUGGAAUAUACAAAACAGUUACUCCAGUUACAACAGUCUAUACCCCUCCCAGUCAGCCUAGAGCUCCACCAGUCUACAUCCAUCAAAGAUCAGGAAGUGCGCCUGUUCUCACUCCAGGAGUUACAGUCACUCAGCAUUUUGAUUCUUUAGCUCCACCCAGGUCGUUGAACCCUGCCUCUUCUGACAGUGAUUUAUCAAAAGCCCCUCCUCCAAAACCAAGCAGAAUUCCAUCAGUAAAAUACAAGAAGAAACCGCAGGUUCAGAUAAGAAACGUAGCUCUGUACGAGGAUGAUUAUAGAGAUUAUAGUGACUAUAGUCAGGUGACCUCUGAACCCAGCUGGCUUAAGUCUGAAGCACCCAAUCAGCAGACAGAAAAAUUCAAACAGUCCAAUCAAAUGCAUGGAGACAAUAUAUAUGAUAAUAAUUUUAACCAAUCAAAAAAUGUUCCGCAAGAAAGAGAUUUGAAUCAGAAUUUAGAAGUGAGAACUGACAGUAGGAAAAUAUCCGACACUCAGUUCAAUAUUUUAGACGGAGAUAUGCACUCUGAUGUUCCGGCUUUCCCUCUAGAACUAAACUUAAAUCGGGACCAAAUUCGUACAAAACAACAAGACACUGUGGACUAUUCUACUAGCGGCAGAAGACAAGGAAUCCAUUUGACACACAUUCCAAGUCAGACACAAAAUUCAAGUCACAAAAAAAUUAAGAUACCAAAAAUAGAAACAGGACCUAGCUUUAAUUUGAAUUCUUACGUUUCUGUUAUACUUCCAAAUGAGAAUAAAUUAUUAGAACCGUCAGCAUUAAUUAACAUUCGAGAAAAACUGUUAAAGACAAAUGCAAAGGAAUUAGCUCUGUAUUUAACAAAAGUGGAUCUAGAGAUGUUGAAAGUGUUGAAUGAGGAAGAUUUAGGGGUGAAGGUCACUUCUGGUUUAGAGUUGAUAACUCUUCCACAGGGGAAACAACUUCGGCAAGAUAUAUUGGAAAGAAUAUACAGCCUAAAAGCAUUUGUAAUGGUGAUGAUAUUAACCUGCCCCAAGGUCAUUGAUCGUGCCAGCAUGUUGAGUCAGUGGAUACAGAUUGCUAUGGAAACCAAAGGAACUCUGGGAAAUCUAUUUGGGUUUGAAAAUGUCAUGGAAGGAUUGAUGUCAGAACAGAUUCAGAGAUUACGAGAUACUUGGAUGGUGUUGAGGCAGAGUCAUACAGGUAGUGCCUUCUUGUUUGAUACCAAGCUGAAAUCUGCCUUCCGUACACUGCAUGAUGGGAGUGGUUCACUUCCUGUACAGGAUAUCUGUAUACCUGGUAUCAAUCCCAUAGUGCAAUUGCUUGAGCGGACAUUAGAUGAUGAGAGUUACUUCCCUUGGGAGAGCUCAGACAUUAACAAUGGUCUUGACACUAUGUUGAUUCAUUUAGAUCUAGCUAGAGUUGUGACUGCGCAAUGUGGGGUUUACAGAGUAACAGGAAAUGCUUUAACUAAAGAUUUAGAACAGGACCAGGAAAAAAUGGAAGUGUUUCAGACAGAAUUUCAUCUCCGAUUUUUGUGGGGAUUCAAGGGAGCUGGAGUGGCAAGAAGCGAAAGACACAAUAAAUUUAACAUGUUGUUAACAGCUUAUUCUGAGAAAAUUGAGAAAGAAGGUGAUGAUGGUACAGCAGUUUGAAUACUGCUUCACUGUUGACGUUGAUACCAAAUGUGCCAAAAUUAUUGUUUACUAUUUUGCAAUCCUGUAUUUUGCUUUUUACCGUAUAUUCUCUUACAAAUUCCCCCAGGGGCAUAGCUUUUUGCAGUAGGGGGCAUUUAUUAAGGCCAUAGAAAUGGGAUGUUUUUAACAUGUUUAAGCCAAUAUAAGCAGUAAAUGCAACCUAUGAUCAAGGAUUUUUACAGCUAUAGCACAACCGUACUGAAGGUUUUGUUCUGACCUAAAUCAGUAUAUAUAUAUUUGGAAAAAGAGGUGGUGUUCUUAAUAGGGGAAGGACGUUAAUUAGGGAAAAUAUGGUAUUUUCCGUUUUCUUAUGUUCUAUGGAUACAUACCAAUCAAGGGUCCAAGCUUUGAAAACUGGGAACCAGUCUCAGAACUCCAUCAUCUCAUUGGUUGUUUCUUCAUGGACAAAUAUGAAAUCAACCAAUGACAAGACUACAUUUUUAGCUCGACUAUACGAAAUAUAUGGAGAGCUAUCCUACUCGCCCCAAUGUCAGGGUCUUUCUGUGUCCCCACCCAGGUUAAAGUUUUUUUUUACACUUUCUCCUUUUCACCUUAUCUCUGUAAUUACUUGAUGGAUUUGCUUCAAACUUUAAAAUAGUUAUUCUUCAUCAUCACCCACAUCAUCUGGCACAAGGGUCAUAACUCUCACACCAAUAUUUCAUUUUUACUUAGAAUUUCAGGUUAAAGUUUUGAUGCACUUUCACUCUAUCUCAGUUAUUACUGAGGUAAAUGGAUUUGAAUCAGAAUGAAAGUAGUUGUUCUGCAUCAUCUCCCACAUCAUAUGACGCAAGGUCAAUAACUCUGGCAUCAAAUUUAAUGAAUUAUCCCCCACUUUUAAAUAGAAUUUCAGGUUAAAGUUUUGAUGCACUUUCACUCCAUCACAGUUAUUAGCUGGACUUUUUGAAGAAAAAGUAGAGCUAUUGUACUCGCCGCGGUGUCGGUGUCGGCAUCGCCGUCGCCGUUGGUUAAAGUUUUUGAUAAAGUUAAAUAUCUCUGUUACUAUCAAAGCUAUUGACUUGAAACUUAAAGUAGUUAUUAACUAUCAAAGUCUACACCAGAAGAAACAAUUCCCAUAACUCUGAUUUGAAAUUUAACAGAAUUAUGCGCCUUUUUAACUUAGAAUUUUUUGUUAAAAUUUUUUAUAAAGUCAAAUAUCUCUGUUACUAUUAAAGCUUUUGACUUGAAACUCAAAAUAGUUAUUUACUAUCAAAGUCUACACCAGGAGACACAAUCCCCAUAACUCUGUUUGAAUUUUGACAGAGUUAUGUCCCUUUUUAACUUGGAAUUUUUUUUACUGGCAAAGCUCUAAUUCAGAGUCAAGCACUGAGAAAAGUCGACCGCGCUGUCUUACGGACAGCUCUUGUUAAUAAAUGGAUUUGAUUCAAGCUUAAAAUGGUUGUUCCACCUUAUCGCCCACACCAUAUGACACAAGGUGCAUAAUUUUUCAUGAAUUAUGCCCCAUUUUACCUAGAAUUUAACGUUAAGUUUGAUGCAUUUUCGCUACAUCUUAGUUAUUACUAAAUGGAUUUGAUUCAAACUUGAAGUAGUUGUUUCACAUCAUCACCCACAUUAUAUGACCCAAGGUGAUAACUCUUGCACCAAUAUUUUGUGAAUUAUGCCCCUUUUAUUCAUUAAACACAGCCCCAGCUUCCUCAUAUAUGCCCAGUUUCACUAUCCAGCAUCAAAAUAGUCAAGCAUGCUGUCUCCUGUGACAGCUCUUGUUAUACUGGUAUCCUGAUAAUCCGGACACUUGUGACCAAAAAUACUUGAAUCUCAUAGGAUUGUUUUUUAUGUAAAUGUUUUUUGUCUGCAGUUGUGCAUUGUUAAUAGCAUAAUGAUAUUUAAUGUCUUUAUUUUACUCAAGAUAUCAGCUUCCAAACAUUCCAGAUAGAAAAUUAAAUAUUGCAUUCUUAUUUACUGGUAAUAUUUAUAUUCACAUGAAACUCCUGUGUUUUAAAGUAAGUUCUUAUGUUUAAAUUUGUUAUUAACUAUAUCUGUGGAACCAGAAUUCUAUGACUUAAGGCUUUUUUUACUGAAGUUUGAAAGGUUGGUGUGUGUGUGUAUAAUCAUGUUCGGGUUUAAGGUAUAGGUCCAUGUUUCGAACGUCAUCAAAUCAUAGAAAGAAAGCAUUGUUUUACUUGAAAAUUUAACAGCAUAUAAAAUAUUUAUAUUAUUCUACAAAACCAUUGUCAGUUAACUGCUAUAUUUAUUGAAUUCCGGAAAGGAACUGCAUGAAGGGGCCACACUUCUGGACAGUUCAGUGGCUUUAAAAACUCACCAUUUUUAAAAGCUGUUACAUGUCUUCGUUUUGAUGCAUUUGCAACAUCAUGCGAGUGUUUAAACUUUACAUAACUAGGUAAACAUCGUUUUGACAAUUGUUUACAUUUAUUUCUUUACAAAUUGCAUUCUUAUUUAAAGGGGGACAAUUCAUUAAGAAUAUUUUAAGUAUCCAACUCUGUGGGACAGAACAGUAAAACAUAUAUUGGUCAGAUAAGUUGUGUGUCAAGAUGCUGUUCAUUUACUAAAAAAAUCUGUUGUUUUGUGAUAUACUGCUAAACCUUAACUCUUUUUCAACAAAUUUUCAGUUCACUUACACUAACUUAGUAAGUGCUCAUUUCUAGAAGUUCUUAAAUGUCCAAGUUUAUGUCUGUUACUUGACAGUACUAAUUACACUAUUUUUAUUUCUUUUAUGAUAUCCACAGUUAUGGCCCUUUUCACUAACAAGCAUCAAAAAUAGUUAAAUGAGUUGUCACAUUUUACAAUACCUAUAUGUUAAAUGCUAAUAAUUCUUGCAUCUGUAAAACUAACAUUAAAUGCCAUGUUUCUAAAACUUUUUUUUUCUUUUUGGUGGGGUGUGGGGGGGGGAUGCCAGGCACAACCUGUAUGAAUUCAAAGCAUAAACCUUGUAUACAUUCAUACAUGAUGUGCCUGGCAACCAAAAAAUUAAAAAAAAAACCCAACAAAUACUGGAUUACUUUUGUACGAAGGAACCGACCAUGUACUUUCAUUUAUGAUUUUGUGGUGCAAACAUUUUCUUGUUUUUUUUUAGUAGCCAGUCUACUGGACUUAAUGAAAUUUUUAGCUUGUGUUUAACAGGAUCUGUUUACUAACAAAUACUUGUGUUUGUUUAGGAACUUAAGUAUGAAUUAAAUGGUAUUUUUGUGUGUUUGGAUGGGUAUAUUUUCUUACAUUGUAAUUCCCUCCCAAUAUUUUUGUUAAAGGUCCAAUACUAAGGAAAGUGAACAUCUUAAUUUCUUUUAAAAGCACAGAAACUAUUUCAUUUUAUUGGAAAAUGAAAGUUGGUAUGUAGAAAUUAGAAAUAAAUCGCAGUAUAUGUACAAUUAUUUUUCUAUGAAGUAUGAAGAAAGUUAAGAAGACCUGGGGGGUCAUUCUGUCGAUUCAUUGAAAUUUCAACAUAAUACACAUACAUUUCUUUGAGUUCCAAAGACCUUCUGUAAAUUUUGACCUUCCAAUCUUCAUUAUUUAGUGUCUUGCAGAAGUCUAUGCACUGGCUAUGAAAAAAAUUGCCAACUCACUUUCUCUUAGUAAUGGACCUUUAAGAAUGUCUUUUAAUUCAGUAAACUAUAACAUUGUCGUGUCAAUUCUGUUUUGAUCUUAAGUGCCAGAAGUUUUAGCUUUCAAAAGUAUUUUGUCUGAUUUUCAAAGUUUUCUUCAUGAGUUUUCUCCAAGCGAUGCAACUCCAUUUCAUGUUUUUAUUGUGAAUGACAUCAGAUUUCAAGUGGAUGUAAAUACUAGAGUACAUGUAUUAAAGUUUAUUUGCUAUUUCUGCAAUAUAUUGAGCAUAAUGUCUUUGUGAGGAGCUGCAAUAUAAACUGUCAUAUUUAUUUCAGUGUUUGUAUUUCUGUAACAUAAAGGUUAUAUUGCUUCUGCUUUCUAACCAAUCAGGACUCCUUAGUGGUAGAUCGUUAAUGCGUAAAAAAAAAUAAAAAAAUGUUUGUUUCCGGUAUCCCGACCUACCCUAAACUUUUGGCCCGAGCCUAAAUGUUUUUGGUACGUUGGAGAAUUUUUUUUUUUAUCUUUUUAACAAAAAGUUGCAGAACUGCACUUUUUAGCUCGACUAUUCGAAGAAUAAGUAGAGCUAUCCUACUCACCACGGUGUCGGCGUCUGCAUUGGCGUCGGCGUCACACCCUGGUUAAGUUUUUCGUACCAGUCCACAUUUUGACAAAGUCUUUUGAGAUAAAGCUUUGAAACUUUCAACACUUGUUUACCAUCACCAUGUCCAGUUAUAGGCAAGAGUACAUAACUCUGUCAAGCAUUUUGACUGAAUUAUGGCCCCUUUUGACUUAGAAAUCUUGGUUAAGUUUUUCGUACCAGUUCAUAUUUUGACAAAGUCUUUUGAGAUAAAGCUUUGAAACUUUCAACACUUGUUUACCAUCACCAUGUCCAGUUAUAGGCAAGAGUACAUAACUCUGUCAAGCAUUUUGACUGAAUUAUGGCCCCUUUUGACUUAGAAAUCUUGGUUAAGUUUUUCGUACCAGUUCAUAUUUUGACAAAGUCUUUUGAGAUAAAGCUUUGAAACUUUCAACACUUGUUUACCAUCACCAUGUCCAGUUGUAGGCAAGAGUACAUAACUCCAUCAAGCAUUUUGACUGAAUUAUGGCCCCUUUUUGACUUAGAAAUCUUGGUUAAGUUUUUCGUACCAGUCCACAUUUUGACAAAGUCUUUUGAGAUAAAGCUUUGAAACUUUCAACACUUGUUUACCAUCACAAUAUCCAGUUGUAGGCAAGAGUACAUAACUCCAUCAAGCAUUUUGACUUAAUUAUGGCCCCUUUUGACUUAGAAAUCUUGGUUAAGUUUUUCGUACCAGUUUAUAUUUUGUGUAAAGUGUUUGACAUAUGGCUUUGAAACUUUUAUAUCUUGUUCAGUAUAAUAGUCUCUAUCAAUAGGCAGGAGUACGUAACUCUCUCCUCUUUUUUGGCUGAAUUAUGGCCCUUUUUGAACUUGGAAACUGGUUCUGUUUUGUAUAUGUCCAUGUUUUGUCAAGACUAUUUGACAUAUGUCUUUUAAACUUUAAACACUUGUUUAUCAUUAUGAUUUCCAUCUCUAGGCAAGAGUACAUAACUCUGACAACUAUUUUGACUGAAUUAUGGCCCUUUUUGGACUUUCAAAUUUGUUCAGUUUUUCUUACAAGUCAGCGUUUUGUCAAAACUAUUUGAACUGUGGCUUUGAAACUUUUAACACUAGUUUAUCAACAUGAUUUCCAUCUGUAGGCAAGAGUACAUAACUCUGUCAACUAUUUUGACUGAAUUAUGGCCCCUUUUGGACUUGGAGAUAAGUUAAAUUUUUCAUAUAAGUCCAUGUUUUGCCUAACAUAUAACUUAACAUAUUUGCCAUCAUGGUCACACAUUGCCAUUUAGUGCAAGACUAAUCGAAAUCCACAAAUACAGGAACAUUUUUUGUUUAAUCCAUUUUUUUUAGUCUGAAAAUCUAUGGAAAUAUUUUGACCCCAUUCUUCAAUCAAUUCUUCGAAUAGUCGAGCGCGCUGUCAUCCGACAGCUCUUGUUAUGCUUUAAACAUGGUCAGUGAUGUUAGAAAUCAACUUUCUGAUGCUCUAAAGGCAUAACAGCCUUAUUUGUAUUAAUUUUUUGACACAAAAAUAAUUUCCAAAAAGUCUCCCUUAAAAAAAAAAAUCAAAAAAACAAAAAUUCUGACCUGCCUACCCUAAUUUUUUUGAGCAUGUUACCGGAAACAAAGAAUUUUUUUUAGGCCUAAAACGUUUUAUUGAUAAAUUAAGUCUGCUUCAGUAUAAAACAAAAGUCUGAGUGGUCACAGUUGAACCUGUCUCAGCAGCAGUCUGUAUUACGCAGCCACCUGGCUUAUGCUGCCAGUCAGUUCUCUUCCACAGUUAACUUUUUUGUCCAUUUUUAAAUUCUUUUAUGCAGCCACCUGGCUUGUAAGCAGCCAGUUAAUUGACUUUCACAGUAAACUUUUUGUUCAAAUUUUGAUUUCUUUUAAGCAGCCAGUCGGCCAGUUUUUUGUUCAAAUUUCAACUUAGUUUAAGCAGCCACCUGGAUUUUAUAAGCAGCCAGACAAUUGUCUUCCACAAUAAACUUUUUGUUCAAAUUUCAACUUCGUUUAAGCAGCCAGUCGGCCAAUUUCACAAAUUAACUUUUUGUUUCAGUUUCAUACAGCUAUCUCCAUUAAGCAGAUUGGCCUUCCUUGACUUCAUGUUUCAUACAUUUUGACUGUAUAUCUGUUGGAUCUUGCCUAACUUAUCCAAGAAGGAAAAACUUGAGAAAUUUAUGAUGUAUAACGUCGAUUGGCGACAGUCCAAAAUAUUUAUCUUGCCCAAUAUUGAGUAAUAACUACAAAAAGUGCAGAUUACGUCUGGCGUGUAGUUUCUUAUGCCUAUCAAAGAGCUAUGUAGUAAACGUGUAUUAGGGUUUUUGUGAAAUUUGUGAUUAUUUUGAUAUAAAGUUUAGGUACCACAAUUCCUUUUUGUUGGCACUUCACAUUGUUUUAAUUAUCUUACCACACAAUGCAGGGAGCUACAGUCGGCCUUUCUUAUUUAUAAAUGUAUUUCCAGCUAUGAUGGUGGAGGAAGACCCCCAGUUGCAUCUUCCAACCUUCUGUAAUCCAGCUUGAUGACUUUCUACAUAAAGAAUUCUAUGCCCACAGUGAGGCUGUAUGCCCACAGUGAGACUGUAUGCCCACAGUGAGACUGUAUGCCCACAGUGAGGCUGUAUGCCCACAGUGAGGCUGUAUCCCCACAGUGAGGCUGUAUGCCCACAGUGAGGCUGUAUGCCCACAGUGAGGCUGUAUGCCCACAGUGAGACUGUAUGCCCACAGUGAGGCUGUAUCCCCACAGUGAGACUGUAUCCCCACAGUGAGACUGUAUCCCCACAGUGAGGCUGUAUCCCCACAGUGAGACUGUAUCCCCACAGUGAGGCUGUAUGCCCACAGUGAGACUGUAUCCCCACAGUGAGGCUGUAUCCCCACAGUGAGGCUGUAUCCCCACAGUGAGACUGUAUCCCCACAGUGAGGCUGUAUCCCCACAGUGAGACUGUAUCCCCACAGUGAGGCUGUAUCCCCACAGUGAGGCUGUAUGCCCACAGUGAGACUGUAUCCCCACAGUGAGGCUGUAAGCCAAAGAGGUGUGGAGCAAGUGAUUUAAAGUCAGUGACCAUAACCACUCAGCCACGGUGGCCCAAGACUGAUUAUAGAGCAAUGUUGUUACGUCGAAUAAAAGGCUUUAAAAGAAUAAAAUAUUACUGGUGUGGUUAUUGUUAAAAUAUCUUAGUAUUUGAAGACAAGACUCGUCUUUAUCAUUAGGUCCAAAAGAAAGGUCAUUUAGACUUGAUCUUACAGCAGAAAGGGACCACAGUUUAAUUUUUCUAAGUGGAGUGAUUUGCUACACAAGAGAUUCACUGGAAAUGUAAAAGUUUAACACUAGGAAUAACAGACAUGUGAAUUUUUUUUCACAAGGAAAGUUUAAUUGCAAUUAUUACUGAAAAAUUUGAGAAUGAUUUGAUAUUGCAUGAAUCGUCUUAUUUUACAAUACAUGUUACUGCUGUUAUAAAGAAAGUAAAAGAUAUUAAUCCACUA
Molecule: messenger RNA, 10798 nt
Organism: Mercenaria mercenaria
Lineage: Eukaryota; Metazoa; Mollusca; Bivalvia; Venerida; Veneridae
Product: breast cancer anti-estrogen resistance protein 3 homolog
Exons: 7
Coding region: 394-3189 (931 amino acids)
Biological process (GO): positive regulation of peptidyl-serine phosphorylation; small GTPase-mediated signal transduction
Molecular function (GO): guanyl-nucleotide exchange factor activity; protein binding
Source: RefSeq, a predicted model, not a curated record